Messenger RNA from Gavia stellata (red-throated loon), 1284 nucleotides. It is a transcript of the gene PENK, whose product is annotated as proenkephalin. Gene Ontology annotation, molecular function: opioid receptor binding. Lineage: Eukaryota; Metazoa; Chordata; Aves; Gaviiformes; Gaviidae. The record is from RefSeq and is a predicted model, not a curated record. Gene Ontology annotation, biological process: neuropeptide signaling pathway; sensory perception; chemical synaptic transmission. Gene Ontology annotation, cellular component: plasma membrane; axon terminus; neuronal cell body.
AUGUCUCAUCCCCGCCCGCCCCCGGUGAAAACUUCCCCCGGUAACUUUCCCGGAGCCGGUCCCCCGCUCCCCCCGACGGCAGGGGCACCCCCCGCAUCCCAAGCCCCGUCGGAGUCACUGACGGCGGGGCAGCGGCGCCGGGGGGGAUGUCGUAGGUGCUGCGUCAGCGGGAGCCCGACGGCGAUUGGGGGAGGCCGCGCUCUCCCCGCGUUCACUAAUUAUAAAGUGCCGCCGCCGCCCGCACCCGCCGCUCCGCAGCGGCGCGCCCGGCCCCGGCAGCGGGGGCUCGGCUCGGCUCGGCUCGGCUCGGCUCGGCUCGGCUCGGCUCGGCUCGGCUCGGCGCCCCCAGCCGCGCCCCCUCCGGGGUUUCUUCAGAGGCUGCUCGGCCUCGCUACAAAUAACAGCGGCUCCGACGCCGAGGCUCCAGCAAGGCGCAGCUCCGCCCGAGCAACUCCCGGGAGCCCCGAGAGGAGCCUCCCCAUGGCGUUGCUCCUGAGACUCGGCUGCUCGCUGCUGGCCCUCAGCACCUGCCUGCUCCCCAGGGCGCGGGCGGACUGCGGCCGCGACUGCGCCGCCUGCGCCUACCGCCUGGGACCCCGCGGCGGCAUCCACCCCCUGGCAUGUACACUAGAAUGUGAAGGAAAGCUGCCUUCUGCCAAAGCCUGGGAGACCUGCAAGGAGCUCCUGCAACUGGCAAAGCUGGAUCUUUCUGAGGAUGGCAACGUUGCUCCAGGAGACAAGCAAGAGCUGGAUGAGAACCAUUUGCUUGCAAAGAAGUAUGGAGGCUUCAUGAAAAGAUACGGAGGGUUCAUGAAGAAAAUGGAUGAGCUCUAUCGGGUAGAACCGGAAGAUGAAGCUAAUGGAGGAGAAAUCCUGGCUAAGAGGUAUGGAGGGUUUAUGAAGAAAGACUCAGACGACAAUGCCCUUGCUAAUUCCUCUGAUCUGCUGAAGGAGCUUCUAGGAACAGAGGAUAACCCUGAAGCGGGGCACUACCGAGAGAUAAAUGAAAACACCGGGGAUGUCAGCAAAAGAUAUGGAGGCUUCAUGAGAAGCGUAAAGCGCAGCCCUGAAUUGGAAGAUGAAGCCAAAGAGCUGCAGAAGAGGUACGGUGGUUUCAUGAGAAGAGUGGGCAGGCCAGAAUGGUGGCUGGAUUACCAGAAAAGAUACGGUGGGUUUCUUAAGCGCUUCGCCGACUCCAUUCUCCCUUCAGAAGAAGAUGGGGAAACUUAUUCCAAAGAGGUCCCAGAGAUGGAAAAGAGAUAUGGUGGAUUUAUGAGAUUUUAA